UAUGUGUUAAAGUUUACUGCUGGGAAACACCUGAGCUAGCUGCAUGCAGAUGUUGCCUGUUAAUCCUCCUGCACAGGGAACACUCUAAUAACUGGAUUGUAGCAGCAGAACAGUUUUUAUAUCACUUUUGGAAACACCACUCCAACUCAAAAUGAUUCCAAGAAUGUCAUCGACUUCCCCAGUCACAUGAUGCCUUAAUAACCAAUGACACUAACUACAGUGUCUCAUUAAGAGGUCAUGCAAACUCCCAAGCUAAACAAGGCAUUCUUACAUAUUUAACAUUCAAAUGCAGAAGGCAAGCUAAGCCAUGGAAGAUUGUAAUCAGAAAAAAGCUACACUUCCUGAUCCACACAGAAGCUACAGGUUCUUUCAACAGGAGACAUUUUGGUAGCAUUUUGAGCUGAAAUCUGGAGGUUAUUUUGCAAUAUGAAAAAUACGUUCUCUUUGGUUCCAUGACAACCACUUAGAUGCUACACCCUCACUUUAAUGAUCCACAUCAACAUGAUUUCUCCCCAACUGAAGGCCACUCUCAGUGCAAGAUGGCAUCCUAGAAAGAUCUUCAACUGUACGGCAUCCAGUCUUGUAUUAAAGAAAAUCCAGAUGGGGUGCAGGUGCUGCAAAAUGAUACAAAGCUAUAUUUUUGAUCCAGAAGCACCACCAUCACCUGGAUGCAUUAAUGAAGUAAACAGCUACAAACACAAUGAGCAAGGCAGCAAUAAAUUCAAAUUCAAAGAGAAUAAUGAAAAUCAAGAACAAAAAAAUGAACACCAGGAAGAUGAGCUAAACGGUACAGAAAAUAAAAAUCAGGUAAAUAGCAUAAAAGAAACUCUCUGGGACCACGAUGGCAAUGAUUUUCAAGAGGCUAAGCUCAUAAAGUGUGUGGCAAAACUUGAUGUUGCAGUCAAUGGUGGCAACUCCUGCACUGGAGCACACCCCAUGCUCAACCCCAGCAUAAACCCAGGGAAUAAAGCCAGUGAAGAGGGACCAGCCAGCCAGUCAGAGACUUCUUCAGCCAGUAGUAGAGACUUUCACACCAAAUCAAAUGGGUUUGGCCAGGAACUUGACCUAGCAGCAGUCAGGCAGAGGAAGGCAGCCUGCAAGGAGCCAAACAGUAUUCAAGAUGGGAACUCCUGUUCUGCAAAAGACAACAUCUUUCUCAAAGGAAGUGCAGUACUGGAGACACAAAACAAUGUAAUUCAACUGCCAGACAUUGAUUAUCCCCAAAAUGGCAAUCAAACCAGGAACUAUGUUGAAAGAUAUAGUUUUUCAGUCCAUUGUGCACAUUCAGACCAAAACACUGGACCUUCAGCAAUACAGGACCAAAACUUUUGCGUAACUCCACCUUCUCCUAUAAAGAAAAGCAGUAUUGAGCCUUCUAAAACUGAUUCCACAAGUCUGAGUGAGGGCAUUCCCAGUGGCAUCACUACUAUGGCUGUUACCAAAGUAGCACAGACACCCACACACCCCAGUCAAAAAGGCACCAGUGGAGAAAUGGAGGAGGAAGACGCAGAAGUGGCAGCAGCUCUGGCUGCACUGGAAGCUGCAACUGCAGGGGAAGACAUGGAAGAUGACAAUGAGUACUAGAUGGUUUCUUUCUAAUACACUGGGUAAGAUCCAGAUUUUAUUUCUGGAUCUAUAGGAACACAUGUGCAGCACAUGUGGACAGCUGUUAUGAACAGCUGGGACUAAACCUCUGUCCUUCCAGCUGUCCACGGUCCAUACAGCUGUUAAUUUCUACUGCCUGAGGUACAGAAGUGCUUCCUCAGCUAAUGGUAAUACUAAAAAUCUUCUCUAAGGGUCCAACCAGGAGGCCAAAGCAUCAGUUCUUCCACAGAGGAUAUUCUGCAGCAUACCCACCUCCUAUGGACUUAUGCAAACAUUUCCUUUAGGUUUCGACCCUUGAGAGAGUCUGUCCACACUUCAUAUUCCACAUACAGAAAAGUUCCAUUAUUUAAAACAGAACUAUAGAAGCCACAGUGUUAUAAAGGGCAGAUUUGUAUCAUGUUGGCACAAAAAGUAUAAAACUGACCAAAAUUUCUAUAAUCUACUAAAGAAUGAAAUGGGGAAGGCAGCUUGGCUUGCAUUUCACUGUGGUUACAGUUCCCUUCCAGAUUAAAGCCCAGUCUGUGCAAGUGCAGCUAGCAUUGUGAUGAUAACCUCAUCUCUUCCAUGGACUUUCCUUGAUACCCCAAGUGACCUGCCUCAGCUCAUUAGCACAGCAGAAGCCCACCCAAAGCCA
Molecule: messenger RNA, 2239 nt
Organism: Calypte anna (Anna's hummingbird)
Lineage: Eukaryota; Metazoa; Chordata; Aves; Apodiformes; Trochilidae
Gene: PGCKA1
Product: chromosome 4A C4orf19 homolog
Exons: 7
Coding region: 487-1584 (365 amino acids)
Source: RefSeq, a predicted model, not a curated record